Molecule: messenger RNA, 234 nt
Organism: Bathycoccus prasinos
Lineage: Eukaryota; Viridiplantae; Chlorophyta; Mamiellophyceae; Mamiellales; Bathycoccaceae
Exons: 2
Coding region: 1-234 (77 amino acids)
Biological process (GO): intracellular protein transport
Cellular component (GO): Sec61 translocon complex
Source: RefSeq, a predicted model, not a curated record
AUGUCCGGCCGACCAUCUGCAGGAGGUUUACGCAAACGCCCAGGCACUGGGUCUGGCUCCAACAUCGCCGCCAAAGGCGGCGCGGCGAACAGUUCCAUCCUUAAGUUUUACACGGACGAUUCUCCCGGUUUGAAAAUCACCCCGGUGGUUGUUCUGGUCAUGUCCGUGUGCUUCAUAGGAUUCGUGACCAUCUUACACGCGAUGUCGAAGAUUUAUCAAUACAAGAUGAGUUAA